AUAUGGGACCCAUAAAAGGGAAAAUACAGAAGGAUAGCCCUAAUGUUAUCUCUUCAUACACAAACUUUUUCUAUGUUGAUAUUAUAUUCUUCUGGAGUAAAUGCCUUUUGCUUUCAUUUACUACUCUUUAAAAACAUCUCCUGCUAAAUAUAGAAGGAAUAAGAUCCUGUUUAUUUGCCAAAUUUGUUGGAGAGGUUAUAAAGAUAAGAGAUGGAGCAACAGUGUAACAACCCAAGUUCCUCAUCAUCUAAAGCUGACAGAAAGACUAUUGAGAAAAACAGAAGAAACCAAAUGAAAGCUCUCUACUUGAAGCUCCAUUCUCUUGUCCCUAAUCAGCAGCAUUCUAGGGAAGUUUUGUCACUGCCAGAUCAACUGGAAGAGGCAAUCAACUAUAUAAAAAGACUGCAGAUAGAUUUGGAGAGAAUGACACAGAAAAAAGAUAGCUUAAAAAGAGGUGAAAAUUCAAGUUCUAAUUCAAGCUGUGGGAGAAAGACAGGGCUGUCAUUGCCACAUAUAGAAAUCCACAGUGUGGAUUCAGCUCUACAGGUGGUUCUAACUACUGGUUUGGAUUAUCAGUUCAUCUUCACUGAUGUUAUCCGUCUGCUUCAUGAAGAAGGCGUACAAGUUAUAAAUGCCAGUUAUACUCUCAUUUGUGACACCAUCGUCCAUUCCAUUCAUUCUAAGAUGGGAGAGUGUGCACCAGAUCAAUACGGAGCUGCAAGAAUCUCAGAAAGGUUAAAGAAGUUUGUGGGAGGGUGCUAGCUAGCUUAAUGACAACUAAUGUUUCCUUCUCAUUGAGUAGCUUGCUUCUUUUUAGACACUUAAUAUCCGAAACUCAUUGGCUCUUGAUUAGUUCAGAUUUACUCAUGUCAAGUAGUCCCAUUUAAAGCACUCCCUACCAAAAGGUUUUCAUUUUCAUAACUUGUAGCUGAUGCCACUGGUUAAGGAUGAACGGGUUUUAACUAUUCCACUACACCCUAUGAUUGUGAUUGAGUAGCUUGCUUUCUUCGCUCUGAAUUUAAUAUAUAUAUUUCAAGAAUUUGUA
This is a messenger RNA of Nicotiana tabacum (common tobacco), 1045 nucleotides long. Its product is annotated as transcription factor bHLH162. Gene Ontology annotation, biological process: regulation of transcription by RNA polymerase II. Gene Ontology annotation, molecular function: RNA polymerase II transcription regulatory region sequence-specific DNA binding; DNA-binding transcription factor activity, RNA polymerase II-specific; protein dimerization activity. The record is from RefSeq and is a predicted model, not a curated record. Lineage: Eukaryota; Viridiplantae; Streptophyta; Magnoliopsida; Solanales; Solanaceae. Gene Ontology annotation, cellular component: RNA polymerase II transcription regulator complex.